Choloepus didactylus (southern two-toed sloth) is the source of this 4685-nucleotide messenger RNA. Its product is annotated as zinc finger protein 665-like. Gene Ontology annotation, biological process: negative regulation of transcription by RNA polymerase II. Gene Ontology annotation, molecular function: DNA-binding transcription repressor activity, RNA polymerase II-specific. The record is from RefSeq and is a predicted model, not a curated record. Bases 152 to 3136 code for a protein of 994 amino acids. Lineage: Eukaryota; Metazoa; Chordata; Mammalia; Pilosa; Megalonychidae. The transcript has 5 exons.
CGUGGCUGUGGAGUUCACCCAGGAGGAGUGGCAGCACCUGGGCCCUGCUCAGAGGACCCUGUACAGAGAUGUGAUGCUGGAGAUCUACAGCCACCUCGUCUCAGUGGUUGAAUCGACACAGUUUUUUGCACUCUCCUAAAAGCCACAGAAAAUGAAAAAAUUUCAGGCAUCAGUGUCAUUCAAGGACGUGGCUGUGGAGUUCACCCAGGAGGAGUGGCAGCAACUGGGCCCUGCUCAGAGGACCCUGUACAGAGAUGUGAUGCUGGAGAACUACAGCCACCUCGUCUCAGUGGGGUACUGCUUUGCAAAACCAGAACUAAUCUUUGCGUUGGAACAAGAAGGCCCAUGGUUAUUAGAGGAAGAAAUUCUAAAUGGGAGAUAUACAGAAGACUGCCAACAUGAUGAACUCAUAGAGAGGAGCUCAGAAAACCAAGGCAAACAGUGGUGGCAAGUUUUAUUCACAAAUAAAAUAUUAAUUGAAGAGCAAGAGAACAUUUCAGGAACAGCAUGUUAUAUGGACAUAAACAUUUUUCCUUCAAGAAAAAUGCCCUAUAAACGUGACACUACAGGACUUCCAUAUCUUAGUCUAACCUCAUCGGCCCCACAUUGUCAGUAUUUAAGAAAGAAGGCGGAUGAGUUUAAUGUACAUGAGAAAUGGUGCCUCAGUAUUAAGGAAGGCAGAAUUAAUACUGGAGAGAAAGAUUUUCAUUAUAAUAAAAAUGUGAAAGUCCUCAGACGGAAGGAGGUCAUUCAGGGUCAGACAGUUCAGAUUUUGGGGCAAGCUUUUGAAUAUAAUGAAUGUGGAAAAGCUUUCAUUGAACAGGUUGCCCUCUUUACAACUAAGAAUGCCCACACAAAAGAGAAAUCUUAUAAACACAAUGAGUUUGGGAAAAACCUAUGUGAUAAUUCUACUUUUAGUGGCUCUCAGAACGUUCCUAAAGAAGACAGCAGUCAUUAUGAAUUAAAUGAAUCUAAUUGUAAUGAAAAUGGGAACAAUUUCAGUAGCAUUAUGCAAAUGCCAAGAACUGACAUAGGAGAGAAUACUUUCAACCCUAAAUUGAACUUAACAGAAAAUCAAAUAAUUCAUACAGGGGUCAAACCCUGUGAUUAUGGAAAAUGUUUUGGUCCUAAUUCACAUCCAUUUCAGCCUCAGAAAAGUCACACAGAGGAGAGACCCUAUGAAUGUGGGAAAGCUUUCAGUAAGAAAUCAUGCCUAAGGAAACAUCAGGUAAUUCACACUAGAGAGAAACCCUUUGAAUGCAAUGAAUGUGGGAAAAUGUUCAAUUAUAAGUCAAUCUUCAUGGCACAUCAAAGAACCCAUACAGGGGAGAAACCCUUUGAAUGUAAUGAAUAUGAGAAAUCUCUCAGCCAUAUUUCAGGCCUAAGGACUCAUCAGAGAAUUCACACAGUGGAAAAGCCAUAUAAAUGUGAUGUAUGUGGAAAAGCUUUCAGACUGAAAUCAGCCUUAAGAAAGCAUCAUAGAACUCACACAUGGGAGAAACCCUAUAAAUGUCAUCAGUGUGGAAAAGCUUUCAGUGAGAAAUCACAACUCAGAGGACAUCAUAGAAUUCACACAGGGGAGAAACCCUUUAUAUGUAAUCAGUGUGGAAAAGCUUUCAGCCAUAAAUCAAAUCUCAGAGAACAUCAGAGAACUCAUACCGGGGAGAAACCCUAUAAGUGUGCUGAAUGUGGAAAAUCUUUCAGGCAUAAAUCAACUCUCAGAGGACAUGAGAGAACUCACACAGGAGAGAAACCAUAUGAAUGUAAUGAAUGUGGAAAAGCUUUCAGUGAGAAGUCAGUCCUAAGAAGACAUCAGAGAACUCAUACAGGAGAGAAACCAUAUAAAUGUGAUGGAUGUGAGAAAGCUUUCAGUACUAAGUCAGGUCUAAGAAUACAUCAGAAGAGUCACACAGGGGAGAAACCCUUUGAAUGCAAUGAAUGUGGGGAAUCUUUUGACUAUAAGUCAUUCCUCAUAAUACAUCAAAGAACUCACAAAGGAGAGAAACCAUUUGAAUGCAAUGAAUGUGGGAAAUCUUUCGACUACAAGUCAACCCUCAUGAUACAUCAGUCAAUUCAUACAGGAGAGAAACCUUUUGAAUGUACUGAAUGUGAGAAAUCUUUCAGCCAUAUUUCAGGCCUAAGGAAACAUCAAAAAACUCACACAGGGGAAAGACCAUAUAAAUGUGUUGAAUGUGGGAAAGCUUUCAAACUGAAGUCAGGCCUAAGAAAGCAUCACAGGACUCACACAGGGGAGAAACCGUAUACAUGUAAUCAGUGUGGAAAAGCAUUUGGUCAGAAAUCACAACUCAGAGGACAUUAUAGAAUUCACACAGGGGAGAAACCUUAUAAAUGUAAUCAGUGUGGAAAAUCAUUCAGCCAGAAAUCAUGUCUCAGAGAACAUCAGAAGACUCACACUGGGGAGAAACCCUAUAAAUGUGAUGAAUGUGGAAAAUCUUUCAGGAAGAAAUCUAGUCUCAGAGGACAUCAUAGAACUCACACAGGAGAGAAACCCUAUGCAUGUAAUGAAUGUGGAAAAGCUUUCAGUGAGAAGUCAGUCCUAAAAAGACAUAAGAGAACUCACACAGGAGAGAAACCGUAUGAUUGUAAUCAGUGUGGAGAAUCUUUCAGCCAGAAAUCAAAUCUCAUAGUACAUCAGAGAAUUCACACAGGGGAGAAGCCCUUUGUAUGCAGUGAAUGUGGGAAAUCAUUUGACUAUAAAUCAAACCUCAUAAUACAUCAGAGAACUCACACAGGGGAGAAACCUUUCAUAUGUAAUGAAUGUAAGAAAUCUUUCAGUCAGAUUUCAGUUCUAAGAAAUCAUCAGAGAAUUCACACAGGGGAAAGACCAUAUAAAUGUGAUGAGUGUGAGAAAGCUUUCAAAGUGAAGUCAGGCCUAAGAAAGCAUCAUAGGACACACACACGUGAGAAAACCUGUAAAUGUAAACUCAGUGUGGAGAAUCUUUCAGCCAGAAAUCAAAUUUCAGAGUUUAUCAGAGACCUCAUACCAGUAGGAAACCCUAUAAAUGUAAUUAGUGUGGAAAAUCUUUCAGACAGAAAUCAUAUGUCAGAGGACAUCAGAGAAAUCACACAGCAGAGAAACCCUAUGAAUGUAAUGAAUGUGGAAAGCUUUCGGUGAGGAAUAAGUUAGCAGAGAACUUACAGGAGAGAAGUGGUACAAUUGUUUAUAGUAUGGAGACUCUUUCAGCCAGAUAUCAAACUUUAGAGUAUCUCAGAAUACUCAUAUGGGAGAAACCAUAGAAAUGUGAUGAAUGUGGGAAAACAUUCGGCCAAAAAUCAAGCCUUUGAGAAUAUCAGAAAUCUCACACAUAGGAUUAAACCUGUGAACAUAAAGAAUGUGGGAAAUUCUGGGCUGGAAAUCCAGACUUGGAAAACAGCCAAGAACAUGUACAGGCUAGAAACCCUGCAAAGAAAUGAAGAAUUGAAAUUCCUGUGCAAGAAUGAUCCUUCUUAAAAUGUCAGAGAACUUACACAAGAAAUUCUUGAAACAUAUUUUAUUAUGGAAAGUUUUCAACUAGAUUUCAGUCCUCAUUGGAUAUCAGAGAAUUCAACCAAGAAAGAAAUCCUGUACAGAUAUUUAAUAUGGGAAAUAUACUGUGUGAAAUCAACCUUAAAGAAACAUAGCAGACAAGCUCAGAGUAAGUAAAAAUGGGAACACUUUGUGCAAGCAGUCAUAACUCAUUCAUGAUCAGAGAAAUCACCCAGCAAUAAAACAAGAAUGUAAUAAAUGUAUAGUAACUACAAACAAUAAGCCUCCUUCCUCAGUAGAGAAGUAAUUACGUUGAGGGUGAAGAACUCAUAUCAAACACAAAGAAAGAGACUUCAUAAAGGUAGUGAAUGUAGGAAAUCUUCAGUAGGUCAUCCCUCAAUUUGACUUACAUGUAGUUAAUCUCCGUAUAUCAAAUACUGACUACAGUUCAACAAUAACCAUUGCAUCUUUUCCCUUGUAACACAUGACUAUGUUUCCAAAGCACUCCUUCAUCCAAGUGGGAUCAUAAAACCGACCUCUGAUUAGCGGAAUGUAGGAGUCAGUAACAAAUCUCAUUAGAGGUAUCCCUCAAAAUCUUGGCGUUGUCUCCUGCCUCUCAUCAAAAAGGAGAGAUUAUCACCAUGGAAGCCAUGGAACUCGUGCACUGAUGAUGGAGAGUACCAGAUUGAAGGAGCCAGGUUGAAAGAGUGACCAUGAAAUAGAGUUUCUCUUCCAUGUACACAGUUGGACUUUCUGUGACAAGGAAAUAAACUUGUCUUCUGCUGACCUUCUGUAGGUUUAGGUGUACUUGAUACUGAAGUAUACUGACCAUAGGUCAAUAAAACUUAAAAAUAUGACUUCUGCGUGACAUACAAAUUCAAUGUGUAUCAGAAAAUUCAUACAGAAGAAACCACUGAUGACAUUCUAAAUGAUCAUGAGCACUUAUCCUGAAUUAUUCUUCAUUACUAAAAAGGUAAGUAUCAGAGGAGAUAGCCAACAUUUUAACAUAUAUAAGAAAUACUUUACCAAAAGAUAGCUCCUUAAAUAUCUCUGAAUAUUUAUCAAAAUCAAGAAAUUAACGUUGAUAUAAUGCUAGGAUUUAAUCUGUGGAGCUUGUUCAUAUUUUACCAGUUUUCCAAAUGAUGCCCAUUACAGCAAAAAACAAAACAAAACAAAUACAAAAACCUAGUAUCAUGCA